AUGCAAGGUCCGGCAGCGCCGCCCACUCCGCCGGCGCCCCAACCACCGCCAAUGCAGCAACAGCCGGCGCAGGCGCCGCAGCCCCCCCAGCCGCCGCAGCAGCCCCCCGCGCCGCCGGCCGCCCCCGCCCCCGCGCCCGCCGCCCCUCCCCCUCCGCCGCCGCCGCCCGGCUCGGGGGCGGUCGCCGCGGCGACGGCGGCGGCGGCGGGGGCGGGCGCGGGGGCGGGCGCCUCCCCUCCCCCGCCCCCACCGCCCCCGGCGCCCCCCGCCGACCCCACCGGCUUCGCGGCGCAGCUGCAGCAGGCUCGCCUCAAGAGACAAGCUAAGGCGAGCGCGGCGGCGGCGGCCGAGGCGGCGUCCCCGCCCGGCGCGGGGGCGGAGCACUCGGGCUCCUCGUCCUCGUCGGGGGGCUCCACGCGCGCCGCGGCAGGCACGCUGCACUGCAUGAUGCACGAGAUGGCGCGCACCCUCGCCAGGCGGAGGGCGCACCUCGACCGCGCCGAGGAGUCGUCGGCCGACAACUCCGCCACCUCCACGCCGCUGAAGACGUGGGAGAGGUCGGCCACGCUGCCGCACAGGCUUCCGGCCGCCUGCAACGGCGCCACACCGAGCUCCGAGUCGGCACCCCCGCCGGCCCAGUCGCCGCGCUCCGUUCGCAAGAGGUUCGGCUCCGCCAGCGAGGAGACCAUCCUCAAGCAGGUGAACGGCGGCGGCGAGGGCGGCUGCGUGUCCGCCGCGGAGUGGGACGCCUUCAAGCAGGAGAUGCUGCGCGAGAUGAGGCAGCAGCUGCAGCUCGCUAAGAAGGAGAUCCUGGACGCGAUGAAGGCGGAGUUCGCGCGCAGG
Molecule: messenger RNA, 843 nt
Organism: Iphiclides podalirius (scarce swallowtail)
Lineage: Eukaryota; Metazoa; Arthropoda; Insecta; Lepidoptera; Papilionidae
Source: the annotation of a GenBank genome assembly